GAGAGUUCAAAAGGAAAAGAAAACCCCCAUUGGAUUUGGAGAGGAAGGGGACCGCUCUAUCUGCUAACAUACGAAUCCGUACCGUAAUUCCGAAAUGCAAAGUUUUCUGCUGCCGGCAGCUCGUUCCGGCAGUGCACCGCCGCCGUUGGCCGUAAACAGACCCUCACUACCGAACCUCCACCGACCUAUUUCUGGACUCAAUAUCCCCUCAUUGCCUACUCAUCCAUCGCUUUUCUUUACACCGUCUUCGCCUUUUUCCCCUCACAUUUAUCGGAAUCAAAUCAAAUACCCUAAUAAGCGCGCUUCAGCUCCCAUUUGUGCGGCCAACGAUUCACCCAAUGUAGACCUCGAUAAAGCAAAACUGGCUCAGGUUGCAAAGAGAUUAGAGAGUACUUCAAGGUAUUUCAAGAGAUUGGGUAGCUUAGGGUUUUGGGGACAGCUUGUUUGUACGGUUGUAGCUGCAGUCAUCCUUUCGUUUUCAGUUGUGAUUACUGGGAAGAUCACGUCACCAGCUACAUUCUAUUCUACUGUUGGUGGUAUUGUAGCUGCUUUCCUCUCGGUGUUCUGGUCAUUUGGCUAUAUUCGUCUUUCUGAUAGGCUUCGGAGAACCGUCAACGACCCUUCUAAGGCUCCUCCUCGUGGUGAAGUUGUUAAGAGAUUGAAAAAUGGCAUAACCUUAAACCUUUUGGGCAUCGGUGCUGCUAUCCUGGGGAUGCAAGCGACUGUAGGAAUGCUGGUGGCGAAGGCUCUCACAACGUCGGCUAAUCCAUAUUAUGUGGGUAUUCCCCCUGGGAAUAGCCCUGUUCUUGCAUUGGAUGUCUUCUUGGUGCAGGCCAGUGCCAAUACUAUCCUAUCACAUUUCUUGGGACUUGUGUUUUCGUUGGAGCUACUGCGCUCCGUGACGGUACCACCUACGGAUAGCGUCCCAGUUCCCAGGACAGCGGCAGCAUGAGUUUGCAGACCGUAACAAGAUUCGCAUAAACAAUGAGUGCUUGAACAAGCAUAUCUUUUGUGCACAUUUAAGAAAAUCUCUUAACUUUAUUUUCAAGAUGCAAACUAAAACCUUGUCUGUAUCAUAGACAAAGUUUUGUAUUGGUUUUAAAAUAUAUCCUGAAGUAGGGUUCAAGAUGACC
Cynara cardunculus var. scolymus (artichoke) is the source of this 1133-nucleotide messenger RNA. RefSeq names its product protein TIC 21, chloroplastic. The coding region runs from base 95 to 952 and encodes 285 amino acids. Lineage: Eukaryota; Viridiplantae; Streptophyta; Magnoliopsida; Asterales; Asteraceae. The transcript is spliced from 4 exons. The record is from RefSeq and is a predicted model, not a curated record.